AGCACUACAGGAUAACAUAACUCUUCAAAAAUUUUUUUUGUGCCUCAUUUUGGCUCGCCUCUUUACUGCUUUAAAUAGCACCACAGCAGUACUCUUUCUGUAAUGUGAAACUACAACAUAGCAUUUCCUCAAAGCUACUGGACCAAUCAAAUCUGUUUAUAACUUUAAAACAUCCAUUCAGAAAACACAAAGCCUCUUUUGCUGUUGAACAGUUGAACAAGGUACUGAUUCAUUAGAUUUUACUAUCUCACUGUCUAAACAGUAAAAAUGUUUAGUCAUUUUUUGUCUCUUUGCUUCUUCAUAACUGUUAAAACCUCUGCAGUCAAUGAAAUUCAAGUACAAACAGUUAGGCAGGGACUUAGUGUGGCAAUUAAAUGUGGCCAAAACAUAGUCCAAGACAGAAAAAAUCCCCAGCAUUUUUUUGUUUGGUAUAAAAUGGGUUUAGGAAAGGUGCCUCAGUACAUUAUGAGAACAUUUGAGGAUAGUACAAAAUACAGAUUUGCUCGAGCAUUUGAAAAUGGCCACUUCACUGUUUCUGUGAGUGAAGUGAUGUUUGACCUCAUUAUUAAUGAUGUCUCAGAAGAUGACAUUGGAACAUACUUCUGUGGAACAGUGAAGGCAAAUGUUGUAGAGUUUGGAUCUGGGACCCUUCUGCUAUUUCAUGCUGAAAAGAUCAAGUGGCAGCUUCAGACUGAAAUGGUUUUCAAGGACAGAGAAUAUUCUACAGUCCAGUGUUCACUACAAGCUGUUACUGAGAGUUGCUCAGGAGAACACAGUGUCUACUGGUUCAGACAUGGCUCAAACAAAUCUCGUCCAGAAAUUAUUUACACUCAUGGAAACAGGAGUGAUCAGUGUAAGACAGACUCUGAUGCUGGAUCUCCUACAUGGACUUGUGUCUACGACCUUCCCAGGAGUUACACCAGACAUUCUGGUGGUGGAACUUAUUACUGUGCUGUGGCUGCAUGUGGGGAAAUACUCUUUGGAAAUGGAACUAAAGUUGAUGUUGAAGAAUAUAAUCUCUGGAUUGUUACUGCACUGGCAACAUCCAGUAUAUUUAACAUUAUUAUGGUAGUUUUGGUUGGAAUUCUAUUUAAAAAUCAACAGAAAGGUGCUUCCAAUUACAAUCAAAGUCACUUAAAUCAGGCUGAGGACUUUGAUGUGUCAAACUACACGGCUGUGAGAUUUACACAGAAACCUUUGCAAUAUCCAGAGUCAAAGACAGUCAAGAUGUUGAAAUACAGAUUAUAGUGAAAUGAAUAUCCAUCAAAAUCAUCACCAGCAUGGACAGAUCCAAGAAGAUUGCGCUGGACUACAGAUCAGAGAGUCUCUACAAAUUGCUGCGCUGUCUUCGUGAAAAAGGAUUGUUUUUUUGUUUAUUUUAUCAGUGCUUCUCUUAGUUAUUCUCUUAUGGAAAAUAAAGAGCACUUCCUUGCUACCCCACCUCUUGCUUCCUCUGUGCUGUCUAUGUCACACUCCUGGAGAUACCUAAUUAUAUCCAGAAGUCUAUGUGAAGCACUAGAAUUGUCACCAUGUUUGAAACGUGCUAUACAAAUAAACUUGCCUCACCUUG
Electrophorus electricus (electric eel) is the source of this 1570-nucleotide messenger RNA. The record is from RefSeq and is a predicted model, not a curated record. NCBI's taxonomy places the organism in Eukaryota, Metazoa, Chordata, Actinopteri, Gymnotiformes, Gymnotidae.